Molecule: messenger RNA, 1356 nt
Organism: Durotheca rogersii
Lineage: Eukaryota; Fungi; Ascomycota; Sordariomycetes; Xylariales; Xylariaceae
Product: RNA polymerase I associated factor, A49-like protein
Exons: 3
Coding region: 1-1356 (451 amino acids)
Biological process (GO): RNA polymerase I preinitiation complex assembly; transcription elongation by RNA polymerase I; nucleolar large rRNA transcription by RNA polymerase I
Cellular component (GO): RNA polymerase I complex
Molecular function (GO): DNA binding
Source: RefSeq, a predicted model, not a curated record
AUGUCGGAUCGCAAGGAGAAGAAGAGGAAAAGCAGCGACGAUACCGCCCCGCGACCGAGGAAGAAGGUAGCCGCCCAGACCUCCCCCCAGCCAUCGAGAUCCAGCCUCGUCCAGGUGGCUUCCAUCCAGACAGGCCAGGCUUUCCCGCCCAUACUAGCAACCUCGCCUGGUCUCUGUAUCCCCAGCUCGGUCAGGUUCCAGACAUACGCCAAGGUCCUACCCAAAAACCCCAAGCGAAGCAAGAGAUCCAAUUCACGCGCAUCCGACCUCGUCCUCCAUUCCUCUUCCCACGGCAAAUUAGACUACACGGCAAAGGAGGAUGGGCCUGGGGGUCGAGAAUCGUAUCUGAAGCACUAUGUCGCAGUCUUUGAUCCUCAAACAGGCCAGCUCGCUGUGGCGGAAGCCAAGAAGAUGGCCAUCAGGGGCACCGUUCGAGAACAGCAACCGCCUGUACAGGAUAGUGAGGAGCGCGAUGUCCCCAAGACAAUGAUGGAACUCCGAACCGAUCUCGGUGAAGCCUUCGGAACCAAGAAGGCUAAGAAAGCCCUCGCUGCCGUUACCCAGAACGCCAUCGGCCGAGAGAAUGCUGCCUCCGACGCAGACGGAAGCCCGCGGAAGCUCAACUCCUCUUCCCUUGCGUUGAUGGAAUCCGUAAAUGACGUCACGGCGGGAAUGGCGUCCAGAGAGGACCUCCAAGCAGCAGCCGACGCAGCGAAACCGGUGCCCCCCGGCAACUUUGACGCCCAAGAGAUCCAUGAUGUCUACACCCCCGCUAUCUUAAUCGGAAACGAAAUAUUAAAUAACGUCCCUAUCAAAGAAUGGCAGGAUCAUCUUAAGAAGGGGAUUAAUCUCGCGAUGCCGAGCGCAUUCAUUGCGUCGCGACUCGCAGCCGUGGGAGCAGGGCCCGACUCAGUCAAUAGAUUGCGGGCCCUUCGGUAUCUAGAUUUCCUGAUUAAAUUCGUCAAAGCUGGCAGGCCGGGGAAGGAGAGGGGGGUGAGGCGGAUCCCACCGAGGGACAAGCUCAGGGAGCUUCUACAGCCCGCGCCAGAGCCAGUCAUCGAGAACAUUCGGCGAAAAUUCUCGACCAGCGGAGAGAUGAGGAAAUUCCACAUCGAUCUAGUGUACACCUACUGCUGCGCGCUGGCCGCGAUCUUGUCGAACUACAGCUUCGAGACGAGCAAGAUCAGAUACGACCUCGGCUUAGACGAGACGCAGUUUGGCCAAUAUUUCCGCGAGAUCGGCGGCAAGGUUAAAGCCACGAAAGGCGCGAUCAAGGGCACGCGCGUGCAGGUCGCCGUUCUAGCCCUGCCGCUGGAGUUCCCGAAGGUGAGGUACCAACGUCCGCGCGGGCGAUGA